AGUACAAAUCUAUUACCUAAUAUAAAAUUUCUUACAAAUAUAUUUAAUAUUUAUAUAAUUUCUAGUGUACCUGGAGUUAUUGUAACAAGUUUAGCUUUAAUGAAUUCCAAUAGAAAUGAAAUUAAUCAAACAAAUCAAGUAAUAUCUAGUUAUAUUCAAGGAACCAUCGUGGUAAUUACUGUUAUAAGUUUACUUCUGACAGUUUCUGGCUUACUAGGCUAUUGUCGUCAUUCGAUUCCUAAACUACCGCUUUGGAUAAAGAAAGAAAACUCUUUGAAUUCUGAUACCAACGUUCAUACACAUUCUUCUUCUUCUUGUCUUAAAACUCGAUCUUCACAACAAGAGAAAUCGGAAUCCAAACCGUCUCUUAAUGUCGAAGAACAAUUGCAGAAAUCAGUAUUAAUCAAUGCUUUACCAGUAUGUCUGGCAUUAGAAUGGAAAAAUGUAGAAAUAACAAAAUGUAACUUUUCUCAAAUUGGAAAUAUACAAAGGCGCAAAAUUUCGGAGGAAGGACAACACGAGGACUUUCAGAAUCACGAUGAAGAAUAUAAUAGAUAUAUUUUAUUAAUUGUAUUCCAAACAGUUGCCAUGACAACAAAUUUGCUUUCUUCUAUAUGGAAAUUAAUCGGAGACAAAGAAUGCGGCGUAUACGUGAUUUUGCAGUUUUUAGAUGCUUUACAGAUUUAUGGCCAAGGUUUCAUUAUUUUUUGCUUAUUUCAUGUAAAUAUAAAACCUCUUUGGAAAAACUGCAUAUCCAGAUGCCGAUUCAAGCUACAGAUUUAUUCAUCAAAAUCGAAUGAAGAGGAAUUU
Centruroides sculpturatus (bark scorpion) is the source of this 810-nucleotide messenger RNA. RefSeq lists its product as uncharacterized. The record is from RefSeq and is a predicted model, not a curated record. Lineage: Eukaryota; Metazoa; Arthropoda; Arachnida; Scorpiones; Buthidae. The annotation marks the transcript as partial. The transcript has 7 exons.